Vitis riparia (riverbank grape) is the source of this 3363-nucleotide messenger RNA. RefSeq names its product plasma membrane ATPase-like. Gene Ontology annotation, cellular component: plasma membrane. Lineage: Eukaryota; Viridiplantae; Streptophyta; Magnoliopsida; Vitales; Vitaceae. The transcript is spliced from 15 exons. Gene Ontology annotation, molecular function: ATP binding; ATP hydrolysis activity; P-type proton-exporting transporter activity. Gene Ontology annotation, biological process: regulation of intracellular pH; proton export across plasma membrane. The record is from RefSeq and is a predicted model, not a curated record. Bases 257 to 3109 code for a protein of 950 amino acids.
UUAACCCACUAAUCCCAUAAAAAAAUUUUAAAAUUAAAAAUAGAAAAAAACCCAGACUGAAUUCUCAAUUUUCUUUCCUUUUUCAAUUUGUUUUUUUUUUUUUCUAUACACAAAACUGUUGAUGAUUAUGAUGAUGAGAAUGAUCAUCAACCUUACUGUUGUUCUUGAAGCUUUCUUCUGAAUCUUUGGAUAUAUAUACAAAGUUUUUGUUGUUGUUGUUGUUGUUGUUGUUGUUUGAGCUUAGGAAGAGAAGAAGAUGGCUGAUAUCUUAGAAGAAAUCAAGAAUGAGACAGUUGAUCUUGAGCGGAUACCAGUUGAGGAGGUAUUUGAACAGCUGAAAUGUACAAGAGACGGUUUGACAACAGAGGAAGGGGAGAAGAGGCUCCAGAUCUUUGGCCCAAACAAGCUGGAGGAGAAAAAGGAGAGCAAGUUGCUUAAGUUCUUGGGCUUUAUGUGGAAUCCCCUGUCAUGGGUGAUGGAAGCUGCUGCUAUCAUGGCCAUUGUUCUGGCAAAUGGAGGGGGUGAGGAUCCAGAUUGGCAAGAUUUUGUUGGAAUUGUAGUGUUGCUUUUCAUCAACUCCACCAUAAGUUUUAUAGAAGAGAACAAUGCAGGGAAUGCUGCUGCAGCACUGAUGGCUGGUCUUGCUCCCAAAGCCAAGGUUCUGAGAGAUGGCAGAUGGAGUGAGCAGGAGGCUGAAAUCCUGGUCCCUGGGGAUGUGAUCAGCAUCAAGUUGGGAGAUAUCAUCCCAGCCGAUGCCCGUCUCCUGGAGGGCGACCCUCUCAAAAUUGAUCAGGCUGCACUCACUGGUGAGUCCUUGCCUGUGACAAGGAACCCCGGUGACGAAGUCUUCUCUGGCUCCACCUGCAAGCAAGGUGAAAUUGAGGCUGUUGUAAUUGCCACUGGGGUGCACACCUUCUUUGGUAAGGCUGCUCACCUUGUUGACAACACCAACCACCAGGGCCACUUCCAAAAGGUGUUGACUGCCAUUGGGAACUUCUGUAUAUGCUCCAUUGCGCUUGGCAUAAUAGUAGAAAUAGUGGUGAUGUACCCAAUUCAGAGACGCAAGUACAGGGAUGGGAUCAAUAAUCUUUUGGUGCUUCUCAUUGGAGGAAUACCAAUUGCCAUGCCAACAGUGUUGUCAGUGACAAUGGCCAUAGGUUCUCACCGUCUGUCAAAGCAAGGUGCUAUCACAAAGAGGAUGACAGCAAUAGAAGAGAUGGCUGGAAUGGAUGUUCUUUGCAGUGACAAGACUGGGACUCUCACCCUCAACAAGCUUACAGUGGACAAAAGCAUGAUUGAGAUAUUUUCAAAGGAUGUGGACAGUGACAUGGUGAUUCUGCUUGCGGCUAGGGCUUCCCGGGUUGAGAAUCAGGAUGCCAUUGAUGCCUGCAUUGUGGGAAUGUUGGCUGACCCCAGUGAGGCAAGAUCAGGGAUAACAGAAGUACACUUUCUGCCAUUUAACCCAGUGGAGAAGCGUACAGCCAUAACAUACAUUGACUCUGAUGGCAACUGGCAUCGGGCUAGCAAAGGCGCGCCAGAACAGAUCAUUGAGCUCUGCAACCUCAAGGAUCAUGCAAAGAAGAAAGCUCAUGCCAUCAUUGACAAGUUUGCUGACCGUGGUCUUCGCUCUCUUGCAGUUUCUCAACAAACAGUACCAGAGAAGAACAAGGAAAGCGCAGGAGGACCAUGGCAAUUUGUUGGUCUUCUGCCUCUAUUUGACCCCCCAAGGCAUGAUAGUGCAGAGACCAUUCGCCGGGCCCUUAACCUCGGUGUCAAUGUAAAGAUGAUCACUGGUGACCAGCUAGCCAUUGGCAAGGAGACCGGUCGCAGGCUUGGCAUGGGAACCAACAUGUACCCGUCUUCUUCCCUCCUUGGACAGAGCAAGGAUCAUAGCAUUGCAGACCUCCCCAUUGACGAGCUCAUUGAAAAAGCUGACGGCUUUGCUGGUGUCUUCCCUGAGCACAAAUACGAAAUAGUGAAGAGGCUGCAAGACAAGAAGCACAUAUGUGGGAUGACCGGAGAUGGUGUGAAUGAUGCCCCAGCUCUAAAGAGGGCAGACAUCGGCAUUGCUGUAGCUGAUGCAACUGAUGCAGCCAGAAGUGCAUCUGAUAUAGUCCUUACAGAGCCAGGACUGAGUGUGAUUGUGAGUGCUGUACUGACCAGCAGAGCCAUUUUCCAGAGAAUGAAGAAUUACACCAUCUAUGCAGUUUCCAUAACCAUCCGAAUCGUGCUGGGGUUCACACUCAUCGCUCUUAUCUGGAAAUUCGACUUCUCACCCUUCAUGGUCCUCAUCAUAGCCAUACUUAAUGAUGGAACCAUCAUGACCAUUGCUAAAGACAGGGUGAAACCAUCUCCUCUUCCUGACUCCUGGAAGCUCAGGGAGAUCUUUGCCACUGGCAUAGUCCUUGGCACCUACCUAGCUGUCAUGACUGUUGUUUUCUUCUGGGCUGCUCAUGACUCUAACUUCUUCUCAGAUAAAUUUUCAGUAAGAUCAAUCAGGGGAAACAAGCAUGAGCUAACAGCAGUUGUGUACCUCCAAGUGAGUAUCGUGAGUCAGGCACUCAUCUUUGUUACUCGAUCUCAGGGCUGGUCUUUCAUUGAACGCCCCGGUCUCCUGCUAGUGAGUGCCUUCCUAAUAGCACAGUUGGUGGCUACAUUCAUUGCUGUAUAUGCAAACUGGGGCUUUGCAAAGAUCAAAGGUUGUGGAUGGGGAUGGGCUGGUGUCAUCUGGCUUUACAGUAUCGUCUUCUACUUUCCUCUAGAUAUUCUCAAGUUCUUUAUUCGGUAUGCAUUGACUGGCAAGGCCUGGGACACACUCCUCCAGAAUAAGACUGCCUUCACAACAAAGAAGGAUUAUGGAAGAGGAGAGAGGGAGGCACAAUGGGCUUUGGCUCAGCGCACACUGCAUGGCCUCCAGCCUCCACAGACAUCCGAGCUCUUUACUGAAAAGGGCAACUACAGGGAGCUGUCUGAAAUGGCUGAACAGGCCAAGAGGCGUGCUGAAGUUGCAAGGUUAAGGGAGCUUCACACAUUGAAAGGGCAUGUUGAGUCAGUGGUGAAGCUGAAGGGACUUGACAUCGAGGGCAUUCAACAGCACUACACUGUUUGAGUCUUUGAGAAUGAAAGCUAAUUGAGGAUGGAUUUUGUAGGCUAAAGGGAAAGUGGAAGUUAGCUCCGACGCACUUCUUUUUCUUCUUCCUUGAUUUUCCUCUAGGAGAAUAGAAGGAUGGAAGGGCUAGGGAAUAAUCCAAUAAUGAGAUUGUUUUCUCAUAUGAUGAUGAUGAUGAUCCAUUGUUGGAAGAACACAAGAUGUCAAGAGGAUUAAAUGAUGUUAAACGUGACAUUAAUUUCUUUCUUUUUCAA